Molecule: messenger RNA, 1163 nt
Organism: Oppia nitens
Lineage: Eukaryota; Metazoa; Arthropoda; Arachnida; Sarcoptiformes; Oppiidae
Product: nucleosome assembly protein 1-like 1-B
Exons: 1
Coding region: 186-1112 (308 amino acids)
Biological process (GO): nucleosome assembly
Cellular component (GO): chromatin; nucleus
Molecular function (GO): histone binding; chromatin binding
Source: RefSeq, a predicted model, not a curated record
GUUAGUAAUGGAGACAAAUAAAAAUCGCGUGAAAUUCAUGUUUUUCAAUAAAACAAUUGAAAUAUAAGUUUUAUUAGUGGUGUAAACGUUUUGAAUUAACAAAAUCGUUGCAUUCAAUAGCUAUAACAACAAAAUAAUUGAAUCUUAAUAUCUAAAAAACAAUCUCAAAGACAUCUAAUUAGAUAAUGACUUCGACUUCAGGAGAGUUAGUAAUGCCAUCGAUUCCAACCAACGACUGGCAACUAUUGCUCAGCCGUCAGAUCAAAGCCUUAAAGAAACUACAGUUUGAAAAACUGAAAAUUGAUGGACUGGUAGCCGAAGAGAUCUUCAAUGUUGUGGCUAAACACGAGAACAACUACAACAGUAUCUAUGAGAAGAGGAGAGCUAUUAUUAGCGGUGAAAUCGAGCCGACAGACACUGACUGCAAACUGGACGACGAUAUUGAAGACAAAGACGAAGAGUUGGGUUACAUACUCGUCAAUCAAAGUAAACCAACCAAUGGUUCCCUAAUUAAAGGAAUUCCUGGUUUUUGGCUCAAAACCAUGAAAGAAGUCAUGGAUUUAAACAAAUGGAUUGAAAAGAAAGACGAACCAGUUUUGGAGUACUUAUCGGACAUUCGGAUAAAUUAUGGCCAAAAUCAACAAAAAAUUGAACUCAAGUUUUCAUUUGCGACAAACGAGUUCUUCAGAAAUACUUCGCUCACCAAAACAUAUGAGAUUAUGUUUGGACCAAAUCCUAACAAUCCGUGGUUUCUCAAUGAUUACUAUCCGAUCGCUUCCAAAGGCUGUGUCAUUGACUGGAAAAAAGGCAAAGAUGUCACUAAACUAAAUAACACCACCGAUGGAAAGUCUUACGAGAAAAACAAAGACUCGUUCUUUGAUCUGUUCAACGAUUCACUUCUUGGAAGAAAAACUGAUCCCAAAAAAAGUGAUAAUUAUAACAAUGAAAUCCAAGACUUUCUUUGGGAUGACUGGAAUCUAAGCCAACUGUUAAUCAAAAAAUUGGUUCCGAAUGCUAUCCUCUACUUCACCGGUGAUAUCAUUGAGAGUGAAAGCGAAUCUUCCGAUUCAGAGGACUCUUCCGAUUCAGAGUCGGAAAGUGCCAGCGAUUAGCCGUUAAUAUCCAUUGUUUUAAAUUAUUUUCACAAAUUAUUUCAUUAUUUA